AUGUAUUCACAUUCAAUACUCUACUCAAAGGACUCUUUCAAGAACAUAGGGUUCCCCAGGCAUAAGAAUUGUUCAAAAAGAUAAUAUAUGAAAAGCUUUGUGAGCCCGAUGAAGUUACAUUUGGGAUUGUGAUACAUGGACUUUGUGAAGAGGGAAACACUCGAACAGCCAUUGACUUGCUCAGAGCAUUGGAAAAACAAGGAAGAUUUUGUAAACCUAAUACAGUUAUGUACAACGCUAUCAUUGACACCUUGUGCAAGGAUAAAAUGGUCGAUGAAGCUCUUGCCCUCUUCCAGGAGAUGAUUGAAAGAGCAUACCCCCAGAUGUUGUCACUUACAGUUCUUUGAUUCAGGGUUUGUGCAAUUUAAGCAAAUGGAAGGAGGUUAAAGAGCUUUUCUCUGAGAUGAAGGAUUAUAAAAUUGUUCCAGAUGUUUUUACUUUUAGUAUAGUGGUGGAUGCUCUGUGCAAGGAAGGAUAUGCAGAAGAUGCUGAAGAGGUGGUGCAUAUCAUGAUUCAGCAGGGUCAGAAUCCCGACCUCGUCACAUACAAUUCCUUAAUGGAUGGGUACUGUUUACAGCACCGAAUAGAUGAAGCAAGGAGAGUUUUUGAUAUGAUGGUUGUUGGCAGCCUUACUCCGAAUCUCCAUAGCUAUACUAUUCUAAUAAAUGCCUAUUUCAAGAACAAGAAAGUGGAAGCAGCCAUGAAUCUCUUCCAUGAGAUUCGACAUAAAGGUUUAACUCCUAAUAUUGUUGUUUAUAGCACUGUCCUGCAAGGGUUAUUUAGUGCAGGAAGGUAUCUUAUUGCACAAAAAAUUUUCGAUGAGAUGCAAGCUGCUGGCAUGAAGCCUGAUUUUUACACUUACUGUGUGGUGUUGGAUGGAUUGUGCAAGACUGGACAUGUCGAUGAAGCAUUACAAUUAUUCCACGCAAUGGAAGCUGACGGAAUAGAUAUUUGUAUAAAAAUGUACAAUAUUAUCCUUGAUGGGUUGUGCAAAAGCAGUAGGCUCGUUAGUGCUCGAGGUCUUUUCAAUAAGCUCUCCCUCAAAGGAUUGGACCCUGAUGUCAAAACAUACACCAUAAUGAUUGCUGGCCUGCUUUCAGAAGGUUUCAUCUCUGAAGCUAAAGAGCUUUUUGAGAAAAUGGAAGAGAGUGGUUGCCAGGCAGAUAGUGUUAUGUACAAUGUAAUUCUGCAGGAACUCCUUAAAGGGGGCCAUUAUGAUGACGCAAUAGUCUAUCAUGAAGAAAUGGUUCGUAAAGGUUUCUUGAUGGAUUCAACUACUUUUUCCAUUUUGCUUGAUUCAUCUGCUGGAAAACAGAACAAUCCUUCUCUACUUAUGUCGAUGCUGAAGAUUGAUCCAGACAGCAUGAAGUUCAGGGAUGCGGGAUAUAGAGGACCUUCACAUUAGUUGCAACUUUUUGAUCCUGCUAAUGUUUGGCCCCUAAACUUUAAUUUGCUGGAACUAACAUUAUUUGAGUUCACUUUUGAACUGGGCUUUGGAGGAGCUAUGUUGGUCAUAUUUUGUGGAAUCUCUCAAAGAUCUUGAGUCCUGGUGAAGAAGCCAAAGUCCCUCGGAAAGUCCAAUUGAUAAGUGUUGCAGUUUACAGAAAUCUGCUGCUGUUAAUUGGAUUGCUAACACUUCUUCUGAGAGACUUCUUGUUUAUCCUUUCAUGGAGAACCUCUAUGUGGCAUAUCACUUUAGAGGUAACUUGUGCAGGCCAUUUUCUUCUUUUUCAAUGGGUUUUGGUACUUUGGCUUGAAUGUAAUGUUUGAAUUUAUUGGAAACAUGAAAUGAAACUACAUCUGAAAAUAUAGUUUGUGAUUUUGAAAUUACAGAAAAGUUUCAGACUUUUAUAAUUUGGAGGAUUUUCUUUUAAAUAGGAUAAAAUUGUUACUUUCAUUUCAAUUUCUAAAUGGAACCAAGCAGCCAAUUUACAAGUGUAAAAACUUUUUAGACCAUUGUCUCACGUUCGAUUUGAACUUUGAAGCCCCAUGGAUAGUUGUGGUUACAUAUGAAUGCUUGUUAUAACUACUUAUAUUUGUUUAAUCAGUUUUCAGUCAAUCUUUAGCUUGGAGGGAGUAAAAAGAGGGUGAGUAAUUAAUACUCAAGGUUGCUAUUCUUCUGUGUAUACCAUAUCAUAUCUGCAUUUUAUUGCACUAAGAUUUUUUUUUGCCUUUAGCUUAUGAUUUGUAAGUAAUUUCUGAACACUGGAACCAACACUAGUGGAGUGAUGAGUCAUACAACUACAGAGUACAUGUAACAGAGCCUGUCCAGUGUUGUUUCACUGAAGCUAAGAGGCCAAGGUGGAGUAGACAAUUAAGUGGCCUCUGCAUAUAUGACGGGUGAAGCAGAGCUCGCUAUUCUCUGCUGGAGGGGCGCCAAUACCCCUCUGGAAAAGCAUGAGCUAUUUAGACCAAAGAGCAUGAGCUUUUGGCUUUUAUAUUUUGCAAAGCUGUUUUGGAAGUUAUUUGAUACGAACCCGCUCGAAGGUUUCAUAGCAUUUGAACAAAGCAAAUGAAAGGCAGGGCUAAUCUGUUGUGGAGCAGGGGAUGCGACUGUCUUAUGCUGUAUGAUACAAUGUUGGUUGUGUACAAACUAUCUUCUGAAGAAAAGGACGUGAUAUUUCUGAGAGCAAAUGGUGAUAUACUAAUGGUCAUCCACAUUGGGUUACAGGCCUUGCAGUCAGGAUAAAGGUUCAACGAUCCCGCAAAGUGACCGAAAUUAGCAUUAUACAGUAUCCCGCUUUUUUGGCUCUGAUCCUCUUAAUAGCCUUCAUUUAAGCCUUCAUUUAAACUAUAGUAUGUUAGUUGAGUAUAAGAUCUUAAAGUUAAAAGGGAUAAAAGGAAUCAAUGAUUUUAUCGACACGUUAUUCUCAAGUAAUUUUGCUUGCCAAGUUUUUGAUGUCUUCAUUAGGAAACGAACUUCCAUGCUCCAAUUGUUACUUCUUGGACUUCUUUUAUGUUUUAUGACCAAUUUUGCUGUGCAAUAUCUUUGAUCUUGAACUGUUGAUCAGUAACUUGUACCGAUACGGGAAAUUAACCAAUGUUCAUGAGAACAGCA
Coffea eugenioides is the source of this 3058-nucleotide messenger RNA. Its product is annotated as pentatricopeptide repeat-containing protein At3g22470, mitochondrial-like. Gene Ontology annotation, molecular function: protein binding. The coding region runs from base 404 to 1405 and encodes 333 amino acids. The transcript has 3 exons. The record is from RefSeq and is a predicted model, not a curated record. NCBI's taxonomy places the organism in Eukaryota, Viridiplantae, Streptophyta, Magnoliopsida, Gentianales, Rubiaceae.